CUCAGGACAUUGCCAUUCAUUCCAUGCCUUCUAUUGUGAGAGUUUCUAUCGGACAACUGUGGUUCAUAUCAGCAUGAGGAUCGUUCGGAAAGAUGUCGUGGCCGACGGACCCGGCAGCGUUAAGAUGGUACCGAUUGAUUCGGAUGAUCUAUGGUUUGCGUAUAACCUGAUCGCUCCCGGCGACUCUGUCAUGGCUGUUACUGUGAGGAAGGUUCUUAGAGAAAUGGCUUCUGGUGGACGAGAAGCAGAACGUAUGAAGCUGAAAUUGGAAAUUAAAGUUGAGGAGUUGGCAGAUUAUGACAAAGAAGGGUCAAUCUUGCGUGUACGUGGAAAGAACAUUAUGGAGAACGAACAUGUUAAGAUAGGGGCAUUCCAUACUUUAGAACUUGAGCUGCAACGGCCCUUUGUGCUCAGGAAGGAUGUUUGGGAUUCUUUGGCUCUGGAUAUGCUGCAACAGGCCUCUGAUCCUGGUGCAAGUGCUGAUCUAGCUGUGGUUUUGAUGCAAGAAGGACUAGCGCAUAUCCUCCUUGUUGGUAGAAGUAUGACUGUUAGUCGAUCACGGAUUGAAACUCCAAUUCCUCGUAAGCAUGGACCUGCUAUUGCUGGUUAUGAGUCAGCUUUGAAUAAGUUCUUUGAUAAAGUUUUGCAUGCUUUCUUGAAACAUGUUGAUUUCAGUGUGGUUCGCUGUGCUGUAAUUGCAAGUCCUGGAUUCACAAAGGAUCAGUUUCAUCGUCACUUGUUAUUAGAAGCAGAAAGAAAACAGUUGCGACCUAUUAUUGAGAACAAGUCACGUAUCAUUCUUGUGCAUGCAAGCUCUGGAUACAAGCAUAGCCUGAGAGAGGUUUUGGAUGCUCCAAAUGUCAUGAGUAUGAUAAAAGAUACAAAAGCAGCUCUAGAGGUUCGAAUUUUGAAGGAUUUCUACAACAUGCUUUCAAAUGAUCCAUCCCGUGCUUGUUAUGGAUUAAAGCAUGUUGAGGUUGCCAUUGAACGUCUAGCUGUGCAAACACUUCUCAUUACAGAUGAUCUUUUCAGGAAUUCAGAUAUAAUGAGGAGGCAACAGUAUGUUAAGCUGGUCAACUCAGUUAAGGAUUCAGGAGGAUCUGUCCAUGUAUUCUCGUCCAUGCAUGUCUCUGGAGAGCAGCUAGCACAAAUAAGCGGCGUUGCAGCGAUUCUUCGUUUUCCUCUCCCGGAUCUUGAAGAUAUUGAGAUGUGAUAGGCUCGUAUUUGCUUUUACUGAUUUAUAUGCUAUUCUUAAAUUUAACUGAUGCUGCAACAGUCUUUCUGGUUAGCUUGCUAGCUUCCGUGCCUGACUUGGACUAGUGACUUUUAUUACCAUGCCAGGCAAUGGAAGUUGACAGUUACAAGUUGCAACCACCCUACCACCAAUCAUGUACUCCCUUUUCUUCUUUUUUUGUUGGUAAGGAUGUACUCCCUUUUCUGUAGUA
Messenger RNA from Neltuma alba, 1445 nucleotides. Its product is annotated as protein PELOTA 1. Gene Ontology annotation, cellular component: cytoplasm. Bases 74 to 1213 code for a protein of 379 amino acids. Gene Ontology annotation, biological process: nuclear-transcribed mRNA catabolic process, no-go decay; nonfunctional rRNA decay; nuclear-transcribed mRNA catabolic process, non-stop decay. The transcript has 16 exons. NCBI's taxonomy places the organism in Eukaryota, Viridiplantae, Streptophyta, Magnoliopsida, Fabales, Fabaceae. The record is from RefSeq and is a predicted model, not a curated record.